CCGCCAAUCGCAAGGCGGUAAUAAUCUACUCCAAGAUGGCGGCUUCCAUCGCACUGAUCCGUACCUUAUCAUAGUGGAUAGAGAAAUAACAUUCUCUACUCAUGUCGAAAGUUUGUUGAUUACGACAGAAGAUAGUCUGGUCCAUUUACAUGAUCAACUUCGUGUACUGUACACGUUCGCCAAUGUUUUGUUUAAGUGUGGAGCUGCUCUCGGCGUCUGUCUAAGGGGAUUUGCAUCGAGCAGGCUAUGGCCACCGAAAACCGAAUUAAUUUUUGGAGGAGAAACGCAAAGGUUCCCGGAAGGUUUCCUAAAGACACUCCCAAGGUGAACCAUCUGAAGACUAAGAAAGCCUCCAGCUUCCAUGAGUUUGCCCGCAGCACUAACGAUGCCUGGGACAUUGAGGAUGAGGAGGACGAAGACUUCUUGGAUGCCGCUGUCCACCCUUCCUCUCUCCCCACCGGCCUCCCCUCAUCUUCACACACCCAGCUCCCUUUCCCUCCCCAUCAAGAGCCCUCCGAGGCGGGGCCGGGGGACAGGCUGCCCCCCCUUGUUCAGGAUCAUCAAGGGCCAGAGGACCCCCCCCAGCAGGAGGAGGAGGUACCAGUGAACGGAAGGGUGGUGAAGUCCAACAGUGAGGCUCACCUGAACGUCUCUGCCGUGCGCUCGCCACUGCAGAAGCAGCAGUCACUUCCUGUCCGGCCCAUCGUGCCACUCGUCGCACGAAUCUCUGACCAGAACGCCUCCGGGGCUCCGCCCAUGACCGUGCGGGAGAAAAGCCGAUUGGACAAAUUCAAACAGCUGCUGGCCAGUCCCAACACAGACCUGGAGGAGCUCAGGAAACACAGCUGGGCAGGGAUUCCCCGAGAGGUACGGCCAAUCACCUGGCGGCUGCUCUCCGGUUACCUCCCAGCCAACAUGGAGCGCAGAGAGCUGGUUCUCAGGAGGAAGAGAGACGAGUACUUUGGCUUCAUCGAGCAGUACUACCACUCCCGCACCGAUGACAACUACAGAGACACAUACAGACAGAUCCACAUUGACAUCCCCCGGACCAAUCCCCUGAUCCCGCUGUUCCAGCAGCCGGCUGUCCAGGAGGUGUUUGAACGGAUCCUGUUCAUCUGGGCAAUCAGACACCCAGCCAGCGGCUACGUCCAGGGCAUCAACGACCUGGUCACACCCUUUUUUGUGGUCUUCCUCUCAGAGUUUGUGGAGGAGGACGUGGAGAACUUUGAGGUGUCUGCGCUCUCCUUGGACACUCAGAGGAACAUGGAGGCUGACAGCUUCUGGUGCAUGAGCAAGCUGCUGGAUGGUAUACAGGACAACUACACGUUUGCUCAGCCGGGCAUCCAGAACAAGGUGAAGGCUCUGGAGGAGCUGGUGAGCAGGAUAGACGAGGACAUCCAUGGUCAUUUCCAGAGGUAUGAGGUGGAGUACCUCCAGUUUGCUUUCCGCUGGAUGAACAACCUGCUGAUGAGAGAGCUGCCUCUGAGAUGCACCAUCAGGCUCUGGGACACCUACCAGGCUGAAGCGGAGGGCUUCUCUCACUUCCACCUAUACGUGUGUGCUGCUUUCCUGCUUGAGUGGCGCAAAGAGAUCCUCUCGAUGGUGGACUUUCAGGGCCUGCUCAUGCUGCUCCAGAACCUACCCACAAUACACUGGGGCAACGAGGAAGUUGGCCUCCUCCUGGCUGAAGCGUACAGACUCAAAUACAUGUUUGCCGACGCCCCCAGCCACUACCGGAGAUAGGAGAUGGGAGGCUGGGAGAUGGCAGAUGGGAGGCUGGGAGAUGGGACGCUGGGAGAUGGGAGGCUGGGA
Hypomesus transpacificus is the source of this 1812-nucleotide messenger RNA. It is a transcript of the gene tbc1d22b, whose product is annotated as TBC1 domain family, member 22B. NCBI's taxonomy places the organism in Eukaryota, Metazoa, Chordata, Actinopteri, Osmeriformes, Osmeridae. Gene Ontology annotation, molecular function: GTPase activator activity. Gene Ontology annotation, biological process: activation of GTPase activity. The transcript has 13 exons. Bases 247 to 1743 code for a protein of 498 amino acids. The record is from RefSeq and is a predicted model, not a curated record.